UCUUCCCAGAUAAAGUGAUCUCUGAGUCUUCAUCAGUCAGCGAGGCGACACAACCAACUCCCUCUCCUUCCCCUCAGUCUCUCUACACUCCAGAUCUUCACCAGUGUAAUAUUUCCUUCCCUGGACCAUGGCUCCGACGCUGGCAACGGCGUUCGCCCGCCGCUGGUGGAUGGCGGUGACCGCUAUCGUUGAGAAUCUCCUCUUCUCGGCCGUGCUUCUGGGAUGGGGAUCGCUCCUCAUUAUGCUCAAAUCCGAGGGCUUCUACUCGUACCUUUGCAGCGACGAGGGCAACAGCUCCAGCUACAACUUGUCCCUGACGACGACCGAAGCUCCUGACGACUACGCUGACUAUUAUGAAGAUAUCGACGGGGUGCUGGUGGCCCUGGGAGACGGGGUGGAGAUGAAGCCCCUUGCCCCCGCCGAUGGCCAACUGAGAAUGAACGGCUGGCUAAUCUGUAAAGAGCAGGAUGAGAUGCUGAACCUGGCCUUCACUGUGGGCUCUUUCCUCCUGUCAGCCAUCACGUUACCAAUGGGAAUUGUCAUGGACAAAUACGGACCUCGCAAACUCCGACUUUUGGGAAGUACAUGCUUUGGCUUGUCCUGUCUGCUCAUUGCAUACGGAGCAUACCAACCAAACGAACUUUCUGUCCUUAUCUUUAUUGCCCUGACUUUCAACGGCUUCGGGGGCAUGUGCAUGACCUUCACCUCCCUGACGUUGCCCAAUAUGUUCGGUGACCUGCGUUCCACCUUCAUCGCCCUGAUGAUUGGCUCUUAUGCAUCCUCCGCUGUCACCUUCCCUGGUGUGAAGGUGAUUUACGACUUUGGAGUACCUUUCAUCACUAUUCUGGUCGUAUGGGCCGCGUGUGCUGGACUGGUGUUCGUCAACUGCUUCCUCAACUGGCCAUUAGAACCCUUCCCAGGACCAGAGGACAUGGACUACACGGUUAAGAUCAAGUUCAGCUGGCUGGGCUUUGACCACAAAAUCACAGGCAAACAGUUCUAUCACCAAGUGACCACAGUGGGCCGUCGUCUCAGCGUGGGUAACAGUCUAGUGCAAAAGGAUCUGCCUAUCAAGGAAGGCCACAAGCUCUGUCUCUCCACCACGGACCUAGAGUUGGAGAGCAAGUCCAAGGAGGAGUCCCAGUCAUUCCUGAAAACUAUCAUCAGCCCCAUCUUCCUGCUCAGUCUGGUGACCAUGUCAGUCACUCAGCUCCGUCUUUUGUUCUACAUGGGGGCCAUGAACAGUGUCCUCGAGGCACUCAGUGAUGGGGACCUCAACACAGUGGAAAGAAUGGAAGUUGUAAGUUUGUACUCCUCCAUCUUUGGCGUGCUGCAGCUCCUCUGCCUUAUGACUACUCCUGUGAUCGGCCAAAUUAUGGACUGGAAGUUGAAGGAGUGCGAGGACAAAGAUGAAUCAAAGGACACCUGUAGCAAGGACAUGACAAAAACAAAGCCAAGAGACAAAAAGAUCCAGAAGGUGACCAACGCCCUACGAGCAUUUGUACUAACGAAUCUUCUUCUGGUGGGCUUUGGGAUCACUUGCCUGAUACCUAACCUUCCCCUGCAGAUUGUUUCAUUCAUCUUGCACACAGUGGUGAGAGGAUUCAUUCACUCAGCCGUGGGUGGCCUUUACGCUGCUGUGUACCCUUCCUCGCAGUUUGGCAGUCUAACAGGCAUGCAGUCACUAGUCAGUGCUGUCUUUGCUCUGCUGCAGCAGCCACUCUUUUUGGCUAUGAUGGGACCCCUGGAGGGAGACCCAUUCUGGGUCAACAUCGGCCUGUUCGCUGUCAGCAUGCUGGGCUUCCUGCUGCCGCUGUACCUCAUCUGCUACAGACAGACACUCCAUAAAGAGCGGCACAAGAAGGACAACAACGCCAAGAUCUACAUCAAAAUCAACGGCUCAGACAUCCCAGAGGCCUUUGUUUAGCUAAAGUAGGCAUCAGGGCAAAGACACCACGAAGGACGAUUGAUACCGGAUGAAAGACAACUGAACGGUGUCAUGCAGGCAGUGGCGUGCAAAAGGACAAAUCCUGUUAAAAUACUAUAUUUAUAAAAUUAUAUGAGCAUAUGUCAUCAUAUUUGUGGAAGUCUACCACACAUCUGUGAAAUAGUGAGAAGAGGAAGAGGAAGAGGAAAAGACUGUGAAAGGAAAGAGGCAUCCACACUCUGUAUUCCCCCAAAAUCCUCUACUUUAUUUUAUUCCUUUACAGUAUUUCACGUAACUGGUUGUUUUGACCAGUAGAACGGAAUAGUAUUCUUCUUAGAGAUGGAUUUCACAAUUAUUUUGUUAAUUAGACAUGUUUCUUUUCAAAUACCACAGUAUUUUGUCGAUGUUAAAAUGCUGUUCAUUAAUGUAGGGACCAAGUUUUCGCACAUUUAAGUGGCUUACAUUGUUUUUAAGUAUGCACUACAGCAUUUGCUGUACUGUAUGUUAGAGCCUUUAAGGUUUUACUGUCUUAUGUACAAGGGACAUCACAUAAACUGCAGUAUUUGUAUUGCUAAAAGCAAAGUAUCCAUUUGAAUAUUUAUUUUUGUGACAUUCUGUCUUUAGGAUUUUAAGUUUACCAAAUGUGCCUUUUGAGUCUUUAUAUAAAAAAUUGUUUUGAAACAUACAGACAAUCACAUUAAUUUCUACUGGGGGUUUCUAUUUUCAUAUUUAGUAUAUUAUGUCUCAAUUUCACUAAGAGAUGCAGCACUUGUUUUUAACAAAAAAAUUUCCCCAAACGCACACAAAAAUUUAUUUUCUAUUGACAAGUUGCCAGGUUUUAACUACCUCAACUAGCAGGUUAUGUAUUGUUGCUAUUGGUUUGUCCGUCAGUUAGAAAGUUAGUUAGCAAAAUAAUUCAUAAAGUUCUACAUUCAGGAAAUGUCCGAAAUAGGAUAAAGAACAACUCAUCACCUUUUGGGGUUGAUCCGGAUCAUUUCUACUACACUACAUUAUGUGUACGUUACAAGCUUCAACUUCUGUGUGUGUGUAUGCUCCCAGCCUUGCCCCCACCAACAACAGACAAAGACUAUGUUUACACUGCAGGCCAAAGUGGAUUUUUUGUAACUCUGAUUUUUGUCCAGCGGAAAGUUUAGAUUAAAAGUAAUAUGGGAUCUUUAUCAGACUCCAGUAUAAACGCUCACAGGCCCCAAUUUGGCCCCAAUGUGGCCUCGACGUCAAUUGCAUGUACAGUUCGAUAAAGUUAAAAGAAGACGAAGUUGACUUGAUUCCGUAAAUGAACAAGAAAGUUGC
Molecule: messenger RNA, 3238 nt
Organism: Nerophis lumbriciformis (worm pipefish)
Lineage: Eukaryota; Metazoa; Chordata; Actinopteri; Syngnathiformes; Syngnathidae
Gene: slc43a2b
Product: solute carrier family 43 member 2b
Biological process (GO): neutral amino acid transport; transmembrane transport
Molecular function (GO): neutral L-amino acid transmembrane transporter activity; L-amino acid transmembrane transporter activity
Source: RefSeq, a predicted model, not a curated record